Molecule: messenger RNA, 1212 nt
Organism: Linum trigynum
Lineage: Eukaryota; Viridiplantae; Streptophyta; Magnoliopsida; Malpighiales; Linaceae
Source: the annotation of a GenBank genome assembly
UUCCCCCCUUCCUUCCUUCCUUUCUCUCUCUCUCUCUCUGUUUCUUCCCUCCUCCUUCUUCUUCUUCUUCCUCUUCCACCUCACGAAAUCAGACAUGAAAAGAGAGAAGAAAAUUCAACUCUUAGUAGUGGUAGAAGAAGAAGUAAGGAGAAAAGGAACCUCUCCUUCCUCUCCCAUGAAACGAUCCCACAACUACUGAUCCUGCUUUCUACUUAAAUUUAAAUAUAAACCCCCCUAGCUUCCACUUCAGUCGGGCUAGCUCUCAGAUCAGUACUCCACAGCUUGCCUGCCACAUGGAACCCACGUCAGCAGCUCCUCCCGACAGUACAACCGGCGGCGACCCGGAUCCUUCUCCGUCGACCGGGGGAAGGGGAGGAGGAGAAGUAGGACCGUCCGCAACACCAGCGACGACGUCGUACCAGCACGCGCCGCCGAGCCGGUACGAGUCGCAGAAGAGGCGGGACUGGAACACGUUCCUGCAGUACCUGAAGAACCACAAGCCGCCGUUGGCGCUGGGGCGGUGCAGCGGGGCCCACGUCAUCGAGUUCCUCAAGUACCUGGACCAGUUCGGGAAGACCAAAGUCCACGCCGCGGGCUGCCCUUACUUCGGCCACCCGAGUCCGCCGGCCCCUUGCGCCUGCCCGCUCAAGCAGGCCUGGGGCAGCCUCGACGCCCUCAUCGGCCGCCUCCGGGCCGCCUACGAGGAGAACGGGGGCCGGCCCGAGUCCAACCCCUUCGGCGCCCGGGCCGUCCGGAUCUACUUGAGAGAGGUCAGGGAAGCCCAGGCGAAAGCUCGCGGGAUCCCUUAUGAGAAGAAGAAGCGAAAACGACCUGCCGCCCUUCCCACUGCUGCAAAUGUGUCGGUGGCCGCUACUCAGACCGUGCAGCCGUCGGUAGAUGACUCUUCUUCUCUGCCAGCUGGCGGUGGUGGUGGGGACAAUAGUAGUAGUAGUAGUAGAGUUGGUGCUAGUUCCGGCAGCGCCGCCGCUGGUUCUGGAAGGGCGACUAACGUUGUCACUAGCGCCGCUGCCUCUUCCACAGUAUAGGCUCUCUCUUUUUUUUUUCCUAUUCCUUUUUUUUUAGUUAUGUUUAUUUGUUAAUUCUAUAUAUUUCCUUAAUUGUGAUUAUGAUCUCUAAAUUAAUAUUCUUCCAAUAUGGUACAUAAAUGAUUUGGGGUGGGAAUUUCUCUCUUAAAAAAAUAGAAAAUAGGAA